Messenger RNA from Tupaia belangeri chinensis (Chinese tree shrew), 6456 nucleotides. RefSeq names its product huntingtin interacting protein 1 (gene HIP1). Gene Ontology annotation, cellular component: presynapse; cortical actin cytoskeleton; clathrin-coated vesicle. Gene Ontology annotation, biological process: actin filament organization; endocytosis; clathrin coat assembly. The record is from RefSeq and is a predicted model, not a curated record. Gene Ontology annotation, molecular function: actin filament binding; clathrin light chain binding; clathrin-cargo adaptor activity. Lineage: Eukaryota; Metazoa; Chordata; Mammalia; Scandentia; Tupaiidae. Bases 96 to 3119 code for a protein of 1007 amino acids. The transcript is spliced from 32 exons.
GUGGUGUACAAUGCUGCUCUUUCAGGGGAGACACUGCUCGGUCUUAGGGCCUGUGUGACUCCAGGGAAAUCUGGAGAACAGCCUGUUCUCAGAGGAUGUUCUCUAACCUAGACUCCCCUCCAGAGACUGUCAGCAUCAAUAAGGCCAUUAAUACGCAGGAAGUGGCUGUAAAGGAAAAACACGCCAGAACAUGUAUCCUGGGCACCCACCAUGAGAAAGGGGCUCAGACCUUUUGGUCUGUGGUCAACCGACUGCCUCUCUCUAGCAACGCAGUGCUCUGCUGGAAAUUCUGCCAUGUGUUUCAUAAACUCCUCCGAGACGGACACCCGAAUGUUCUGAAGGACUCUCUGAGAUACAAAAAUGAAUUGAGUGACAUGAGCAGGAUGUGGGGCCACCUGAGUGAGGGGUACGGGCAGCUUUGCAGCAUCUACCUCAAACUGCUGAGAACGAAGAUGGAGUACCACACCAAAAACCCCAGGUUCCCAGGCAACCUUCAGAUGAGUGACCGACAGCUGGACGAGGCUGGAGAGAGUGACGUGAACAACUUCUUCCAGUUAACAGUGGAGAUGUUUGACUACCUGGAGUGUGAACUAAACCUCUUCCAAACUGUGUUCAACUCCCUGGACAUGUCCCGCUCUGUGUCAGUGACGACAGCUGGGCAGUGUCGCCUCGCCCCCCUGAUCCAGGUCAUAUUGGAUUGCAGCCAUCUCUAUGAUUAUACCGUCAAGCUUCUCUUCAAACUGCACUCCUGUCUCCCAGCUGACACCCUGCAAGGCCACCGAGACCGCUUCAUGGAGCAGUUCACAAAGUUGAAAGAUCUGUUCUACCGCUCCAGCAACCUUCAGUACUUCAAGCGGCUCAUUCAGAUCCCUCAGCUGCCUGAGAACCCACCCAACUUCCUGCGUGCCUCUGCCCUGUCUGAACACAUCAGUCCAGUGGUGGUCAUCCCAGCCGAGGCCUCGUCCCCUGACAGUGAACCAGUCCUAGAGAGGGAUGACCUUAUGGACAUGGAUGCCUCCCAGAAGAGUUUAUUUGACAACAAGUUUGAUGACAUCUUUGGUAGCUCGUUCAGCAGUGAUCCCUUCAAUUUCAACAGUCAGAACGGUGUGAACAAGGAUGAGAAGGACCACCUCAUUGAGCAACUAUACAGGGAGAUCAGUGGGCUGAAGGCACAGCUGGAAAACAUGAAGACUGAGAGCCAGCGGGCUGUGUUGCAGCUGAAGGGCCGCAUCAGUGAGCUGGAGGCCGAGCUGGCUGAGCAGCAGCACCUGCGGCAGCAGGCGGUAGACGACUACGAGUUCCUCCGGGCGGAGCUGGACGAGCUCAAGAAGCAACGAGAAGACACCGAGAAGGCUCAGCGGAGCCUGACAGAGAUCGAAAGGAAGGCCCAAGCCAAUGAACAGCGGUAUAGCAAGCUCAAGGAGAAGUACAGCGAGCUGGUUCAGAACCAUGCUGACCUGCUGCGGAAGAAUGCAGAGGUGACCAAACAGGUGUCUGUGGCCAGACAAGCCCAGGCAGACUUAGAACGAGAAAAAAAAGAGCUGGAGGAUUCCUUCGACCGCGUAAGUGACCAAGCCCAGCGGAAGACUCAAGAACAGCUAGAAGUUCUAGAGAACUUGAAGCAAGAACUUACAGCCAGCAAACAAGAGCUCCAGGUCCUCCAAGGUAGCCUGGAAACGUCUGCCCAGUCAGAAGCCAAGUGGGCGACUGAGAUCACCAGACUAGAGAAGGAGCGGGACAGCUUGGCAGGUGUUGCGGCUCAUCAGGAGGAGGAGUUAUCUGCUCUUCAGGAACAGCUCAAACAUACCCAGGUCAAACUGGCCAGUGCACAGGAAUCUAUGUGCCAGCUCGCAAAGGACCAACGGAAAGUGCUUCUAGCGGGGUCCAGGAAGGCUGCCGAGCGUGUGAUACAGGAGGCCCUGAGCCAGCUCGAAGAACCCACUCUCAUCAGCUGUGCUGGAUCUGCAGAUCACCUUCUCUCCAAGGUCAAGUCUGUUUCCAGCUGCAUUGAGCAACUGGAAAAAAGCCGAAACCAGUAUCUGGCCUGCCCAGAAGAUAUCAGCGGGCUUCUCCAUGCAAUAACCCUGCUUGCCCACUUGACCAGUGACACCCUCGCUCAGGGUAGCAUCACCAGCCUCAGAGCCCCGCCAGAACCUGCUGACUCACUGACCGAGGCCUGUAAGGAGUACGGCAGGGAAACCCUUGUCUAUCUGGCCUCCCUGGAGGAAGACGGAACCCUGGAGAAUGCAGACGGCACAGCCAUGAGGAACUGCCUCAGCAAGAUCAAGGCCAUUGGCGAGGAGCUCCUGCCCAGAGGCCUGGACAUCAAACAGGAGGAGUUGGGGGACCUGGUGGACAAGGAGAUGGCAGCCACUUCCGCGGCCAUUGAAGCUGCCACAGCCAGAAUAGAGGAGAUGCUCAGCAAAUCCCGAGCUGGAGACACCGGGGUCAAGUUGGAGGUGAAUGAGAGGAUCCUUGGUUCUUGUACUAGCCUGAUGCAAGCCAUUCAGGUUCUGAUCGUGGCCUCUAAGGACCUCCAGAGAGAGAUUGUGGAGAGUGGCAGGGGUACAGCAUCCCCCAAAGAGUUUUAUGCGAAGAACUCUCGAUGGACAGAAGGACUCAUCUCAGCCUCCAAAGCCGUGGGCUGGGGAGCCACUGUCAUGGUGGAUGCAGCAGAUCUGGUGGUCCAAGGCAGAGGGAAAUUUGAGGAGCUGAUGGUGUGCUCCCGCGAAAUCGCUGCCAGCACGGCCCAGCUUGUGGCCGCGUCCAAGGUGAAAGCUGAUAAGGACAGUCCCAACCUAGCCCAGCUGCAGCAGGCCUCCCGUGGAGUAAACCAGGCCACUGCGGGAGUCGUGGCCUCAACCAUUUCCGGCAAAUCUCAGAUUGAGGAGACAGAUAAUAUGGACUUCUCAAACAUGACGUUGACGCAGAUCAAACGCCAAGAGAUGGAUUCCCAGGUCAGGGUGCUGGAGCUAGAAAAUGACUUGCAGAAGGAGCGUCAGAAGCUGGGAGAGCUUCGGAAAAAGCACUAUGAACUCGCUGGUGUUGCUGAGGGCUGGGAGGAAGGAACAGAAACAUCUCCAACUGUGCUGCAAGAAGCAGGAACUGAGAAAGACUAGAGCCACACCACUGCCCCAUACGUCAGAGUUCUUUUCAGUUUCGUCAUUUGCACAAACUUGUGAGCAUCCGAGGGCUGGUGGAUUCCAAACCAGGACACUACCCUGAACCUGCACAGUGGAAGACAGCAGGCGUGUCCUGGCUCAGAAUGCCAAGGCAGUUCUCCCUUCUCUGGGCAGUUCCAUGGAGUCCCACUGCUGCCGGUGGUGGUUGGUUGGGUGUUUUGGUUUUCUUUUUUUCAAGUGUCACUCAUAUAGCCAACUCUCCCAAAGGGCACACCCUGGAGCCCUGAGCUAUCUGGGGCCUCCCCCCUCCCCCAGUGGUCACAGCGACGGUGCUGCUCAGGCUCCACCCUGGUGCUCCACCUCAGCCUCCACACUGAGCGCCCUGCGGAGCCAGUGCUGGUCAGUGAGGCCACCCUCCAGGGCCAGGGACAGCUUUCCUCAAAAGGCAGAAGCAGAGCGAGUGCCUUUCCUUCCCAAAGCUGGACCCCGCUGAGAGCCUCUGUCCACCCCACAAGUGAGAGAGCAACAAAAAGCAGGAAAGGAGGGGUAUACACAGUGCCAGGUCUCCAGGGAACACCUUUCUUAGGAACUCCUGUGGCUGGGCCCAAACACCCGUCGUAUGCCUGAGUGGAGCCAGUUCGGAGCAGCAAUACUCCUCCCUCCAGGAUGAAUCGUCCAUCCCACGUCACACGGCCACCUCCCUUCAUACCCUGGGGAGCCCUGAGAGGGAGUGUGCAAGGGAUUUCCAAUUCCUUUCUUCAGAUGUCUGCUUUAGCAUCCUCUUAAAUCUGAAGAAGACAAUUCCAUGUUCCACCUAAUUGACAGACCCAGAAGAUUAGACAUACUUGCUCCCGUUGGGAAAGAACCCUGUGCUUGGUUUGGUACCUUUAAUAUUUAUUACUAACCUUGAAGCAGCAGCGGCCUGGAGAAAGAUGCUGAGAGCAGUCAGGAGCUCAGGGGUGACUGGCGAGGUCUGCACGGCUGCCCUGCACCCUCAGUCUUCAAGAGCCAGAGACAAGGCCCAGAUGCUGCCCUGGACCGCUAACUGGCUUGGAUCCCAAAGCAAGCAGGUUCCUCGGUGCAUUUGGGUCGGGCGACAAGAAAGGGAACCACUGGCUUUGGCUCCUGCCAGGCACGCAGUUGCAGGCCCUCGGUGCCCUGUGGACAGGAUGACGACAGAGGGCACAUUAACAGCCUCUUAGAGACGGGCAACCUGACAGCACUUUUCCACUUCCAAAUGGACCCCAGCAUUUAAGUGACCUUCCAGUCUUGGAAAAAAUGGUGUCUUCCUCCUCCAUCUGUAGCAACUUAGGUAGUAGCCGACAAGCAUUUCCCAGGACCUGUCCCACAGGAACAUUGCAAGUUCUGCUACAUGACAGGUUGUGAGACUUCUGUUUGAUCACUGUGAAUCAACCCUCCUUCUUCCUAACACCCCUCCCCCAACUCCCUCUCUGCAUUUUCUAAGUGGGGCACUCAGAGAACUGUCUCCCAGGAACUCAGACACAUGACCUCCGUACUGGGCUCAGGAGGUAUCAGCAGUAGAAACUGGGUUGUCUUAGUUUAAUGCUUCUUGUACUCAGCAUUUUUCCAUUUCAAGGGUCAACAUUUCCAAAAGUGAUUAAUCCAAAAUCACAGCCAUUCACAUCUUGUACCAAAUUACCAAUGUGGUAGAAAAGUCUAGUGUAUUGAGCCAGAUUAAGAUCCUCUGAAUAACACUCUAAAAAGAAGCCACUGUCAUUUAAAACUAUUCAUGGACUUGGUUUGAGUAAUAAAGCAGUUAAGAAAGCUAUUCAACAGGAGCACAGGCUAAUUCAGUCUCACAGGAAAUGAAUACCUGUCAGAUGUACUGUGAUAACUUUCAUAAUAGCUCCGCUUAGAAACAACGCCAUUCUCUAGCCAUAACCAAAUUAUCUACCUUGGCUCUUCUAAAAAUGAGUGUGUGAUAGUUGGUGUGAAAUAGCUUGGAUCACAUCUUCAAGCUAAAAAUGAGCCUCCCAGCCUUCUGAUGAGUCACUGAACAUCCUGAGACUGAAGUCUUGUGGGUGAGUGUAAAUGGGUCAGAAGGAAACAGGACCGCCACAACGUGAUGGCUUCGGGUUGAUAAGAGGGGGAUACAGCUACAUUUGUAAUUCUGUAAUUCCCUGAUACCUCUAGAGUAAGGAUAUUUGUGUACGUGAUAAGGGAAAAGUUAGAAGAAAAGACCUACCUUUAUGGAGUUGUUUUAUAUCUAAGCAAGGAGUUUAAAUUAGACUAGGAUUUAGAUUGCUUCUUGGGUCUGCUGCCCACAGUAUCCCUGGGAUCCCACCUGAAUAUGAAUCCUUUCCCCCUUGCUUGGGGGAACCAAAUGCUGUUCAGAACAUUCUUUCUUGGGGUUGUUCCAGCUACUGAAUCAGACACAGGUUUACAUCGGGUACCACAGGCAUCACAAGCACUUGUCAUUUUGGUCAGGUUAGUUUGCUUUGGCCUCUCCUCCUGAGAUGCUGGUUCUCAGCUUGCACCUGGGAGUUUCUUACUUCUUGGUCAGCUCAUGGUCUAGAGAGAUCUCCUGGCUCUGCUUUAUUCCGGUCUUUAAUAACUGGUCAGUGUCCUGCUACCUUCUGCCAGCUCUCCAAUCUCUGGGAGCCCUUACUGCCAAUGAAAGCCUUCAGUCCCAACAUUGGCCUUCCAGCCAGACCGGCUGUACCAUCCUUGGACCUCCAGAGACGGCAUCACCUGUAGCAUAGAACACCACCACCACGAGCCUGCCAGCCAUGAACACAGCAAACUGGGCCCGCCGUUUGCUGCUCAAGUCCCCUGUCGCCCAGGUCCAGACCACAUGCAGGAUCACCAACAGCAGUGGUAGCCCUGCCUCUUCUCGUACCCCAGGAACCAAAGCAACAUGAAACAAUUGGUUUAGAUGCUAUUGGGUCCGAUUCUGAGAGUAGAUUUUUUUUCCAGACACAUCUUUCAGGUGACCCUCAACUACCUCAGGUUUGAAGGCCCUAAGUUAAGCUGAGUACCAUUCAUAGGGGCAAACCGAGGGGGUUUGGUGAAAUCUUGGUAAUAAUGCUGUUGUUUCAAACUUAGAACACACUCUUCCACAUUUAGAUCUGCAGGGAUAAGGUUGGGUUCGUUUUUUCUUCUGUUUUUAAUCUUGGCCCCAGUUCACCAUUAGAAUAGUUCCUAUAAAUAAAUUUCAUUUCUCACUGAGUGCCUACCUUCCCAGGGCAGGUAGCCACUGGCUUUUGUUUCCUCCAACCAGACUUUUAUUAUGGUAUUAAGACCUUUCUUUGUAUAAUACAUUGCAUCUGUGUUUUCAAUUUUUCAAAUAAAUACUUCAGCCUGGCUGUUGAGA